AUGGAAGAACAACAAACAUCGACAAUGACGAUUGCUAUUAUGAGUCCUGGUGAUAUGGGUCACGCAAUCGGUCGAGUUCUACUUGCCGAUAAGCAGCAACGAUUUCGGGUGAUCACCAAUUUGACAGGACGUAGUGAACGUACUCAAAAAUUGUCUCACUUGGCGAACAUAAUCGAUGUUCAAACCGAUAACGAACUGGUUCAUCAAGCAGAUAUCAUUCUUUCGAUCGUAGCUCCAUCGAACGUUAAGCCACUUGCUCAACGUUUCGCUGCGUAUCUUGCCAAUGACGAACGUAAACUAUACGUUGAUUUGAAUGCUAUCGCUCCACAAACGAUCGAAUCAAUAGCGACACUCUUUCCACACGGAAAUUUCGUCGAUGGAUGCAUCGUUGGUCCACCACCACGUCUAGGCGAAUAUGUUCCAUCGAUUUAUUUCUCCGGUAGACAUGCACAAAGGCUGGUCGAUCUAUUUCAGAGCACAGCUUUUGUUAAUACGCGUGCAGCCGGCCGAAACGUCGGUCACGCAAGUAGUCUCAAAAUAUGUGAAGCAUCAAUGAUCAAAGGCAUGACAGCUAUUGCUAUUCAGGCUUGUAUUGCCGCUCGAUCUCUCGAUGUAGGUGAAAUCUUUUUCGAUCACCUGAAACAAGGUCGGCCGUAUCUAUUCAACGAUAUUAACACAAUCAUUCCAGGCAUGCCACCAAGAGCAGCACGAUGGGUAGCCGAAAUGGGUGAAAUCGCCAAGACCUACGAGAAUAUUGGUUUAUCACCGAAGAUAUUCGAUGGCGCUGCAGAUACUUAUCGAUUUGUAGCCGAACAAACUCCGCUUGGAAAUGAGAUAAGCGAAGAACGAAAACGCGGUACAACACUCGAUGAUGCAAUUCAGAUUAUGGUUGAAUCACUUAACAAAACGAAUCAAUCAUGUGAACAUAGCUGA
Rotaria sp. Silwood2 is the source of this 933-nucleotide messenger RNA. The record is from the annotation of a GenBank genome assembly. Lineage: Eukaryota; Metazoa; Rotifera; Eurotatoria; Philodinida; Philodinidae.